Molecule: messenger RNA, 1777 nt
Organism: Euleptes europaea (tarantolino)
Lineage: Eukaryota; Metazoa; Chordata; Lepidosauria; Squamata; Sphaerodactylidae
Gene: ASH2L
Product: ASH2 like, histone lysine methyltransferase complex subunit
Exons: 17
Coding region: 282-1769 (495 amino acids)
Cellular component (GO): Set1C/COMPASS complex
Molecular function (GO): protein binding; transcription cis-regulatory region binding
Source: RefSeq, a predicted model, not a curated record
GGGAAACCUCAGGGCCUGCUGAGCAGGGGACCGGGGACUCGGAGACUGGAGGGGAUGCCUCCCUGGCAGAUGCCAGUGCUGCCUUGGAGACUGAAUCUUCCAGUGGGAAGGAUGCAUUGGAAGGCGUUGGGGACAACUCUGAAGUUUUGGAUACUCAGACCGGCUCAGUCGAUGAAGAGAAUGGACGGCAACUGGGAGAGAUUGAGCUGCAGUGUGGGAUUUGUACCAAAUGGUUCACCGCGGAGACGUUUGGUAUUGAUACAACAUCCUGCUUGCCUUUUAUGACCAACUACAGUUUUCAUUGCAACAUUUGCCAUCACAGUGGAAAUACAUAUUUCUUAAGAAAACAAGCAAAUCUGAAGGAAAUGUGUCUUAGUGCCCUGGCCAACUUAACUUGGCAGUCAAGGACCCAAGAUGAACACCCAAAGACAAUGUUCUCCAAAGACAAGGAUAUUAUACCAUUUAUUGAUAAGUAUUGGGAGUGUAUGACAACAAGGCAGAGACCGGGGAAAAUGACGUGGCCAAAUAAUAUUGUGAAGACAAUGUGUAAAGAAAGGGACGUAUUUCUGGUGAAAGAACAUCCGGAUCCAGGGAGCAAAGAUCCAGAGGAGGAUUACCCCAAAUUCGGACUCCUAGACCAGGACCUUGCUAAUAUUGGCCCUGCAUACGAUAACCAGAAACAAAGCAGUACAGUGUCGACAAGUGGGAAUCUAAAUGGUGGAGCCUCUUUGGGAGGGGGUCUUGUUGCCGGAAGUAGCGGGAAAGGAAGAGGAGCAAAACGCAAACAGCAAGAUGGAGGAACCACGGGAACAGCCAAGAAAACCAGGAGCGACCCCUUGUUCUCCGCUCAGCGUCUCCCACCUCACGGCUACCCGUUGGAGCAUCCCUUUAACAAAGAUGGAUAUCGUUAUAUUUUGGCUGAGCCAGAUCCCCACGCACCUGACCCGGAGAAGCUGGAACUAGACUGCUGGGCAGGCAAGCCUAUUCCCGGAGACCUCUACCGAGCUUGUCUGUAUGAACGAGUGCUUCUAGCUCUGCACGACCGAGCUCCUCAGCUGAAAAUUUCGGACGACAGGCUGACCGUCAUCGGAGAGAAGGGCUACUCCAUGGUUAGAGCCUCACACGGGGUGCGGAAGGGAGCCUGGUACUUUGAGAUCUCUGUGGACGAGAUGCCUGCGGAAACAGCUUCCAGGCUCGGGUGGUCUCAGCCGCUAGGAAAUCUGCAGGCUCCCCUGGGGUAUGACAAGUUCAGCUAUUCGUGGCGGAGCAAGAAAGGCACCAAGUUCCACCAGUCCAUUGGCAAACAUUAUUCAUCCAGCUAUGGCCAAGGCGACGUGCUUGGUUUCUAUAUUAGCCUUCCCGAAGACACAGAAACCGCCAAAUCCCUGCCUGAUACCUAUAAAGAUAAGGCACUGAUCAAAUUCAAAAGCUACCUGUACUUUGAAGAGAAGGACUUUGUGGAUAAAGCGGAGAAAAGUUUAAAGCAAGCUUCUGGAAGCCAAAUAAUUUUCUACAAAAACGGUGCCAGCCAAGGAGUUGCAUACAAAGAUAUUUUUGAAGGCGUUUAUUUCCCCGCUGUCUCUUUGUACAAAGGCUGCACGGUUUCUAUAAACUUCGGGCCCUACUUCAAAUACCCUCCAAGAGAUGUCACUUACCGUCCGAUCAGCGACAUGGGCUGGGUCGCCGUGGUAGAGCACACUCUGGCAGACGUCCUUUAUCACGUGGAAACGGAGGUUGAUGGGCGUCGGAGCCCCCCUUGGGAGCCUUGAGAGACAUU